ACGUCACUUCCGGUUGUUCUCCUCUGUUUUGGAGGCAACCAUUGACGGAAGAGGGAGAAUGGUGAGAGGCGGCGAGACGGAGGGGGCCGGGGCCGCGGAGUUCCCGGAGCAGUUCCGCGCCUAUUCGGAGAGCGAGAAGCACUGGCAAGCGCGGCGGGCCUUUUUGCUCCGGAACAUGCCUGAUGCGGGGGGCGGGGGGCCGUUGCACACGGACCAGCUGCUCUCGCUCUCCAUGGUCUGGGCUAACCGCCUCUUCCUCGGAUGCAGCUACAGUAAAGAUCUCUUGGACAAGGUGACAGAAAUGGCUGAGGGGAUCGAAGUUGGAGAUGUACCACAUUUCACUACCCGUGAUGAAUUAAUGAAAAAGAACCAACAAUAAUGAAAGGGAAGAGAGGAAAGACUUUCAUUAUGCCAUAAAAUCCAUUUACAUGGACAACUGUCAUCUGGGAACUGCAAGAAACAUGACUUCUUACCUUGGAUAUUCAUUUUACAGGGUUUUAAAGAAUCCAUAUACCUUCAGUUUAGAUUAUAGAAAAUUGUAAAUCUCCCUCCUUCAUUGAUAAUCUGCCAUAUACUUAAAAAUCCUUCUAGAAACAAGGCUAUGGUUGAGUGUACUGGUUUUUCCUGAAUCUUAAGAAUCCAGUAGGUUAUCAUGUUUAGUAAGAUGUAAAUACCAGACAACUGGAGAGAAGAGGAAGGCCUGGCUGGUCAGAACAGAGAGAGAGGUAUAUGGUACACUUCACGGUGAACUUCUGGAGCAGUCAGAGCACACAACAUGCCUUCCUACUGUGAGGUAGAGGCCAUAGGAGGCAGUUGGACAAGGAAUCUGUAUAUGUACAGAAGCCUGAUGGGCAGUGAGCCCUGCACCAUUUACAAGUUUUCGACAAUUCCUCAUGUAUCUGCCGCCAUGUUGGAGACCAUCAAUUGCAUGGUGGAGGUGUUGCUAGAUGCAGUGCCUGAUGACGGCAAAUACUACAUCAAAACAGUUGGUGGCAAUAAUAUGAAGAAAAAUUAAGGCCAGUACCCUACUUUUUAUUUUGAAGGAUGAGCUAAUGGAGAGGAUCUAUACUCCGCCGCAGAAGAGAAUGCAUGGAAAAUAGAGACAGGGGAACCUAGUAGCAACACCACCUGCACUCUGAGUGACAGUAUCACCCCUCAACAGGACAUUAUUUGGUCCUACAUGAAGCUGAGAAGGUUGUAGGGACAAGUGCCAAUACUAGAACAGUAAGACACAGAGUAGGGGUUCUCUGUUAUCUUUUUUUUUUUUUUUUGGCCUUUUUCGUUUAUCUAGAUGUUAUUUGCCUUCAAGUCAGAGUCUCCGAUUUCUUGUCAUGCUGUUUGAAGUUUCUAGCAACUGAACUCCAAAAUACUCAAGACCCAAUAUUUUAGAAACAUUUACAUAGUGGAAAGUAUGAUGACCCAAUAUCAAAGCACAUGUUGAGUGUACAGGGGGGAAAUCUACUACUACAGGUUGCCUUUCAGGCUCAAGAGGAACUACUUGUAUGUUGUCUGUCUUUUUGGAAUUGGGGACAGUAGAAAUUCGCAUAUUGCUGACAUUCUUGAAAAAAACAGCUAGAAUACCAAAGAAUAAACAUUACUUUGGAAUAUGCAGCACUAUCCUUUGAGUUUAAUUGAAUUUCCCUCACCACAGUAACGCCACUCAAAUGCUUCUUUUGCUGCCUUGCCUUUUUCUCUCACUGAGAUAGUUAAACAAUGACAGCAUCAGCAGCCCUAUUGCUUUGUUUCCCUCUGGGUUUAUAUGGUCACUUCACUAAUCUAUCAAUAUCAGUUGUUGGCGCCUUCUCCCAUUAACUGCCCAUCUGAUACUUUUCUGGCAUGCUUAUACUUUUAGGUCCUGAUUUCAUUUAGUAUAGACCAGUGUUUCUCAAUUUCUGCUCCACCAGGUGUUUUGGACUUCAACUCCCAGAAAUCCCAGCCAGCUUGCCAGCUGUUAGGAAUUGUGGUAGCUGUAAUCCAAAACAUCUGGAGGAGCACAAUUUGAGAAACUGGUAGAGACAGAAGCUACACCUUGUGAACUCUGCCACUUUAAAAAUAAAAUAGAGAUGAUUUCCUUUCUAUGUGGAAUUUGGGUGGUCUGCUUAUUUAAGAAGUAGGGUACUUGAAAUGUUCAGGUCAGGCAAUAGAAGAAUGAUGGGAACAAAUGUAAUAAUUCUUAAAUUUAGUAAAUGAAUAAAAAAAUUUAAAAUAA
Messenger RNA from Anolis carolinensis (green anole), 2209 nucleotides. It is a transcript of the gene xtbd1, whose product is annotated as CDKN2A interacting protein N-terminal like. The record is from RefSeq and is a predicted model, not a curated record. NCBI's taxonomy places the organism in Eukaryota, Metazoa, Chordata, Lepidosauria, Squamata, Anolidae. The coding region runs from base 59 to 379 and encodes 106 amino acids. The transcript is spliced from 3 exons.